AUGGUCGCAGAACACCUCACCGUGCGCAAUCUUACCCGGACGCCGGUCGUCCUCAAGCUGGUCGAGCGCUUCAGCCCUCCAGAUGCGCCCAAGACGCUGGCCAGCACCUUCACCACAAUGAUGAACAACAUCACAGGCACCCCAGCUGAGGUCACUGCCAUCCAGGACGGGGCUCAGUCCUUCGCCCGGCAGGACGUCGACAUCCGUGUUGAGCCUUUCUCACAUGUAGCUAGUGAUGUCAGGUCCUUUGACAAGUCGGACAAGGAGCGCAUGCGUCUCACCUUUGAGGUCGAAGGAGACCACUACCAGAUCCAGGUCCCAGUACCUACCAAGGAGACCAUUGUCAUGAAGUGCCUCUCUCCAAAUCCCCGCUUCCAUUUCACGGGUGUCUUCAACGCGGAGCACGCCCAUCUUGCCCUCUUUUCGUCUGCCAAUCUCAACUGCUGGAUGCGCGAGCUCAAAGAUGAUAUCCUGACCUCAGCCCUCUCUAUACCGGGUACUCACAACUCUCCCACAUGCCACAUUGCUCCUCCUUCUGUGCGCUGCCAGGCAGUCAGUCCACGCGAACAGCUCGAUAACGGUGUCCGUUUCUUCGAUAUCCGUGCUCACCCCCAGUGGCCGAAUGAUGCAGCCAAGGACGGCCUCCUGCUUGCUCACAGUGUCUUUCCCGUCUCCCUCUCUGGCCAAAAGACGUUCAGGGAAAUGCUUGGCCAAAUCGAGGAGUUCCUUGACCGUAACCCGUCCGAGACUCUGAUCAUGUCUCUCAAGCGUGAAGGCCCCGGAGACCAUAACGACCACCAGCUGGCCAACAUCAUCAAAACGCACUAUACCAACGCAAAGCCAUCACGUUGGUACACUGACACCAAAAUUCCCACCCUGGGUCAGGUAAGGGGUAAGAUUGUGCUUGUCCGCCGCUUUGAUAUCCCAGAUCAUCUCAAGAAGGAACACGAUGGCCGCGGCUGGGGUAUUGAUGCCACCGACUGGGCUGAUAAUACAGACCAUGCCGUCUCUUCCAGCGGAACACUCUGCAUCCAGGACUUUUACGAGGUCCUCGAGACAGAAAACAUCGAAAAGAAGAUUGGGUUUGUUAACGCCCAGCUCUGCCGAUCGGCUGAAUGUUGCUACCCAAUGGGUAACGUCCAGCCAGAUGGAGAUCGGUGUCCGUAUUAUGUCAACUUCCUGAGUGCGAGUAACUUUUGGAAAGUUAAGACUUGGCCUGAAAGGAUUGCUGCCAAGAUUAACCCUGCUACGGUCGAUUAUAUCUGUCGAAGCCACAAGUCAGAGAAAGGUGACUGGUCUACUGGUAUCAUCGUCUGUGACUGGGUAGGCAAAGACGGUGACUGGGAUCUGGUCAGGUGCAUUGUUGGUAUGAACACCAAGUUGGAAAAGUAG
Nannizzia gypsea CBS 118893 is the source of this 1392-nucleotide messenger RNA. Its product is annotated as 1-phosphatidylinositol phosphodiesterase. NCBI's taxonomy places the organism in Eukaryota, Fungi, Ascomycota, Eurotiomycetes, Onygenales, Arthrodermataceae. The record is from RefSeq and is a predicted model, not a curated record. The transcript has a single exon. Gene Ontology annotation, biological process: lipid metabolic process. Bases 1 to 1392 code for a protein of 463 amino acids. Gene Ontology annotation, molecular function: phosphoric diester hydrolase activity.